UCCCUCACCUCCUCCUGAUAUCUGCCCACUGCUAGGCAGAGGCAGCUCCCUCCCAAAGCAGGCACGAGUGCCACACGGAAGUCACAGCACCACUCGGUUCACAUGAGACCUCUGAGACCUCGGGCAAAGGAGCUGGGGAAGGAAACCACAGCGUGAGAGAGCCCAGGAGCCUCCAGCCCAUCCUGCACGCCAGCCCUCUCCUUAGGGAUCUGCCCCGAGGGGACAGAGGGGCACCAAGGAAGGCUCUCCACUUCAACAUGCAGGAUGAAAUUCUGCUGACUCCCUGCAGGGAAUUCCCUGCUGAGGACACAGACUCCUUUGCCUCCCCGAAUGAAGAGAAAUGGGAUUUUGUCCUGGUGAGUGACAUCCACGAAAUGGGCAGUGAGAAGGAGAUCAAGAGGAAGAAGUUCCUGGAUGAGCUGAGCAAGAAGGGCUUCACCAUCAAGAAAAUUGAGGACACAAAGCUCUUUUAUGGAGUCCGUGCCCCGCAGCAGAUCUUCUGGAAAUACCAGUGUCUCAUGACAAACCCCAACAGCAGACAGCAAAACUCCAGUGCCUACCAGGAAGUCCCAGUGACCACCAGGAUACGGGUUGUGCACUUCAUCCUCCAGAACACUGUGACGUCUGACUUAGAGAAGCUGCAUGACCUGAUGAAGAAGAAGGUGUUUGAGGCAGCCUUUCCCCUGCACAAGAAAGAAGAGAUAAGGGAAAUACUAAAGAAGAAGUGGGCUCGCUGGAGAGUUCUAUUUAAGGAACAGCCAAUUGAAGAGAUCAGGUGCUAUUUUGGAGAGAAGGUGGCCUUGUACUUUGCCUGGCUGGGCUGGUACACCUACCUGCUGAUUUUUGCUGCCCUGGCUGGGCUGGCAACCGUGGCAGCUGGGGCUACUGUUUUCAGUUCCAGCCAGGUGAGCAAGGAGAUCUGUGAUGCCAACAACACCAUCAUGUGCCCGCUCUGUGACCAGAACUGCUCGUUCUGGCUCCUCUCUGACACCUGCACCUAUGCCAAGGUCACUCACAUGAUUGAUAAUGAGGCCACGGUGGUGUUUGCCAUGUUCAUGGCCAUCUGGGCCACUGUAUUCCUGGAGCUGUGGAAGAGGGAGAGAGCCAAUGUGGUCACCAGCUGGGACCUGUAUGGGUGGGAUGAGGAAGAGGAGGAGCUGGCUCUGCAGCUGAUCAAUAACCCACAGCAUGAACCCCGGCUGUACCAGCACUCCUACUUUCGCAGCACCAUCGUCCUCAUCUUGGCCCUGCUGAUGAUCAUGGUGCUGAUCGGCAUCGCCCACGCGCUCGUCAUCUACCGGGCGGUGGCCAUGGCUGUGUUCAUGCAGAACGACAUGAACCUGCUGAGAAAGCACGCCGACAUCAUCGCCGUGAUGACGGGGGCCGUGCUGCACUACAUCACCAUCGUCAUCAUGACCAAGGUCAACUGGCAAGUGGCCCUCUUCCUCUGCGACCUGGAGAAACCACGGACCUUCUCCCAGCGGGAGAAUAGCUUCACUGUGAAGAUCUUCCUCUUUCAGUUCUUCACAAACUUCUCCUCGCUCAUCUACAUUGCCUUCUUCCUGGGACGGAUCAAUGGCCACCCAGGGCACUACGCACGCAUCGCUGGCCACUGGAGGCUGGAGGAGUGCCACCCUAGCGGCUGCAUCACCGACCUCUUCAUCCAGAUGGCUGUCAUCAUGGUGCUCAAGCAGACCAUCAGCAACAUCAUGGAGUAUCUCAUCCCCUUGAUAUCCCACCAGCUACGGAAGAAGAAAAAGCACCCCAAGAAGAGAAGACUGAUGUUAGGAGAGGAAGAGGAGGCAGAGGACCCCUGCAAAAGGCAGUGGCUGAAUAAUUAUGAACUCAAUGAGGUCAAUGUCUUCAGCUUGUUCAAUGAGUACCUGGAGAUAGUGAUCCAGUACAGCUUCACCACCAUCUUCGUGGCAGCCUUUCCCCUGGCCCCGCUGCUGGCCCUCGUCAACAACGUCAUCGAGAUCCACAUGGACGCCAUCAAGAUGAUGCGGCUGCGCCGGCGCAUGGUGCCCAGGAAGGCCAAGGACAUCGGGAUCUGGCUGCAGGUCCUAGAGGCCAUUGGCAUCCUGGCUGUCAUCGGGAACGGGCUGGUGAUCGCCAUCACCUCCGACUUCAUCCCCGUGCAGGUCUACAAAUACAUGUACAGCCCCUGCACGAGGGAGAACCACACCAGCAUGGACUGCUCCACCGGCUACAUCAACAACAGCCUCUCCGUGUUCCACAUCCAGGACUUCGAGACGCACACCAAGGUGUUGCCAGAAUUUAAAGGGGAGCAGAUCAAGGAGUGCAGGUACCGGGAUUACCGGAAUGCUGACGACUACACCUACACUGUCCAGUUCUGGCACAUCUUCGCAGCCCGGCUCGCCUUCCUCAUCCUCUUCGAGCAUGUGGCUCUGUGCGUGAAGCUGAUCGCAGCCUGGUACAUCCCCGACACCCCCCAGAAGGUCAAGAAUAAAAUUCUGACAGAGAAACACAUCAAUCUCCGUAAUGAACUGAGGGAGAGGAGUCCUUCCCCUGCUACACCGUGGGGUCCCUUCCCACAGGAGAGAGUUCUCUGCAACCCUCUCCACCAUGGCUCCAAUCUCACAAGCAGGAAUCCUCCCAAAACUGCUGCAAUCACGGCAGAAUACUCCACCGAGGUGUAGCCACCACUCACCAAGGAGAAGGAAAACAUGGACUCGAGCCCCUUUCCAAGCCUGGCAGUGCCAGGGGUGCCAGAUGAACCCCAGGACACGGUGCCACAUGUCCCAUCUGGGACCGAGCUGGACCUGAGCUGGGAAGUGAUGACAAGAUAGUGGCUUCAUAGGAGCAGGCUGCUUUCUGACUUGGGAAGAAAGGAUGCUGUGGCAGAGCCGGGAUGUGCCUCCCCGGCACGGGGAGUGGCUGGGAAAGAGCCUGGGGACAAACCCAGGGGCAGCACCCAGAUGCUGUGCUGCAGGACAUCACCUGGGUCCUUGUCACUCACUUCCUUAAGCACAGGAAACACCACUGACCUCGUUCCAGGCUCCCUCUCCAGCCCUUUUGCUGCAUUUUGGCCUCUUUUUCCACCGCCUUCCGUGACCUCACUCUCGCACCCCCAGGGCGCUUGAGUCCCUCUUUCACCAAACUCCUCCCCAUGUGUCACGACUCCCACACGGCUGCAGCUCCGCCCGGCUGUCUCCAUGGACGCGGCUCCACGGUCACUGGGAAAACGCCGCUGUUAUCUCGCCUUUAGCUCCGGGCUCAGCCGGGUCCUGAGAGUGUUCCUGGCUCAGCAGCCACCGGUAAAUAAAUACAGCACCCACGUGGA
Molecule: messenger RNA, 3304 nt
Organism: Haemorhous mexicanus (house finch)
Lineage: Eukaryota; Metazoa; Chordata; Aves; Passeriformes; Fringillidae
Gene: ANO9
Product: anoctamin 9
Exons: 25
Coding region: 258-2660 (800 amino acids)
Biological process (GO): chloride transmembrane transport
Cellular component (GO): plasma membrane
Molecular function (GO): chloride channel activity; protein dimerization activity
Source: RefSeq, a predicted model, not a curated record